Molecule: messenger RNA, 840 nt
Organism: Contarinia nasturtii (swede midge)
Lineage: Eukaryota; Metazoa; Arthropoda; Insecta; Diptera; Cecidomyiidae
Exons: 4
Coding region: 196-687 (163 amino acids)
Source: RefSeq, a predicted model, not a curated record
AAAAAACUUUAGUUGCGCAAGCCAAGAUAUUGCUGAAAAAUUGAGAUUUGGUAGAAUAACAUGAAAUCAUUGUUGAACACACAAUCGCAUCGGAACAAUAUCACGACAAAUACGACGAAUAUACAACAGUAACAAAAAUUAAUUUUCACAUUUCAUGCAAACCAACAUUUCCGAGGGCAAUUUCAUUACUUUCAUAUGACUGUAAAAAUGGAUGAUUUGGAUCACGAAAGGUUUUAUGCUCUCGUUAAAAAAGAUCGUGUGUACGGAAUGUUGCUGAAAUUUUUUAAUCCAGUCAAAAAGGACUUGAUCCGUAUAGAUGAAGAUACAAUUCUCAAAUAUAUUUCAAGUGAUGCUGAUGAUGAUGAUGAUGAAGAGAGUGACAACGAGAAAGAUCUCGAUAUAACAUCAAUAACUGAUGGAAAUAGAAAAAAGUGUACUGGCUGCUUAUACGAAGUAACAAACCGGUAUGAUAAACGCCAUAUAAACAAAUUUAAAUAUGAUGGUGGUAAAUGCUGCUGGUGCUCACUUAAAACAAAUGAAAAACAGCACCUUGAUGACUUUGCAAAAGUCAAGCGUUGUUGUAUGUGCGACAAAGAAGGGUUUAAAAAUAAUACAGCAUUCGAUACUCACCGCUCAAAAUGCAAAAAAAGAUACUUAUCAAAUCCGCAAUAUUCCCGGGCUCCUUAAGCAAAAUACCCACGCUGAACAUUUGAUGCAUCAUCGUAUUUGGUUAUUUGUGAUAUAUUUUUUUUAAUUUGACGAGUUUAAUUAUCAAUAUAUAAUUAAUAAUAUGCUAUAAGUUCCAGCUAAAUAAAAUCAAUACUAUUUUAAUAGCACAAA